This is a messenger RNA of Portunus trituberculatus (swimming crab), 1513 nucleotides long. RefSeq names its product protein extra-macrochaetae-like. NCBI's taxonomy places the organism in Eukaryota, Metazoa, Arthropoda, Malacostraca, Decapoda, Portunidae. The transcript is spliced from 2 exons. Gene Ontology annotation, biological process: negative regulation of transcription by RNA polymerase II; circadian regulation of gene expression; cell differentiation. The record is from RefSeq and is a predicted model, not a curated record. Gene Ontology annotation, cellular component: nucleus; cytoplasm. The coding region runs from base 63 to 365 and encodes 100 amino acids. Gene Ontology annotation, molecular function: transcription regulator activity; protein dimerization activity.
CGGGAAACUCAGUCAUUCAAGCUCUCUCUACGCUGUGACGCAACUCCUGUGGCCAUCUUGCCAUGAAGGCUCAGCGCUGCUCGUCUCCUCUUCAGGCCGUAGUGGGCGUACUCGAGGGUAAGGCCGGGAAGCCUUCCACACGAGCUGAGGCCACACAGGUGCUCAUGUACCUGGACCGCUUACAGCAGCUGGUACCACAAUGCCCUAAAGACCGGCCUGUGCCCCGCCUGGAGUUGAUCCAGGCAGUCAUCGACUACAUAUGUGACCUACAGGACCAACUGGCAGAGGCCCCUACCCUCCUCCCGGAGACUGACACCCUCCAAGACUCAGUGUUCGAGGAUGAACCGCCCGAGAAUUCACCGUGAGACAGCACCGUCCCACAUCUCUCGUCCUUAUCCGUUGUCGCUACUCCUCGCGACGCCCACAGCAGGAGACACGUCCCUCAAGCUGUAGUCGUGAGCAUUAAAGCCAACGCCGCCCCAGAACAGCAGGCCACGACGUCUGGCUGCUCCUCGCUCUUCCCUGCUAGUGGAAGCCUGCAGCCUUGGUCCUGACGUGUGACCGAGACCACAUGUCAUAGCGGCUCCUCAAUGAUGUCACCGCCUACUGGCACCGCCCGCCACGUGCUGGCCUGACCAUGACCUGACCGUCGCCACGGCCGCGCCACACCACCGCAGUCUUCAGCUUGAUGUGGCGGCAACACUCCACGGAUGAUGCCCCACCUGCCUCGCCUAGCCUCAACAGGCCCCCACAGCACCACCCUCUCACCGCCCACCCACCACCAGCCUCGGCCACUCCAAGCGUCUGCCCCAUUAAGCCCUGUUCGUUAUCUGCACCUCGGGCCACACCUUUAGACCCAUUAUUGUAAACCUCCACGUUAAUACACACACUGAUUUUUUUUUUUUUUUUUUACAUUUGAAAUUUUAAGAGUAUAUAUAUAUGUGUGUGUAUAUAUAUAUAUAUAUAUAUAUAUAUAUAUAUAUAUAUAUAUAUAUAUAUAUAUAUAUAUAUAUAUAUAUAUAUAUAAGCAAUAAAGAAAAAACAUACAAACAUAUCCUUGAUAGUGUGUUAUGAACACACCACACCUGGUUCACACAGGCAACAAGGAGCUCAUGAGUGGAACGGCGUCCCUCCACUCUCCCUGGCCUCCACACAGUGCCACCACGCUCUCUCAACUCUCACCACCAAAGACCUACUUCAGACUCACCUCUGCAUCCUUCCUGAGUCAGCCAGUUCCCCUAGGGACCUACCAAAAGCAUUCUCCUUAUGUCAACACACUAUUGUUCGCUCAUGUGACUCGCAGGUCACAUGAGCGACUUCAUUCGAAGUCGCCGUAUGUUUCAGGAUUUGUGUUGUACUUAUGUUUGCCUUGUACUGAUAUGAGUACAGUUAUUGUCAUUAUUAUUACCAUUAUUAUUCUAUUGAUAUCACCAGUACAAAUUUUUGGUUUAUGACAUACUGGUUAUUUUUCACUACAAACAAACAUUAAUAAAUAAAUAUGGACAGUUUUCUA